Balaenoptera ricei (Rice's whale) is the source of this 1026-nucleotide messenger RNA. RefSeq names its product inhibitory synaptic factor 1 (gene INSYN1). The record is from RefSeq and is a predicted model, not a curated record. The transcript is spliced from 2 exons. Bases 129 to 992 code for a protein of 287 amino acids. Lineage: Eukaryota; Metazoa; Chordata; Mammalia; Artiodactyla; Balaenopteridae. Gene Ontology annotation, biological process: inhibitory postsynaptic potential. Gene Ontology annotation, cellular component: postsynaptic density.
GGCCAGGGUGGGCUAGGGGGCCGUUAAGAUGUGGAGCUCUGCCCGGCUGAGGGGGGCUCCGUGGAGGCAGACGCAGCGUGUGCCCGGCUGGGGGGAGUAUGGGCAGGCCUGCGGCCACGUGGUAAAGGAUGAACAUUCGGGGCACCCCGGACCUCGGGCAGCCCAGUGACGACCCCAGCAGUGGUGGCGAGCGGGAGCGGAUUCGACAGCGCAUGAAGAUGGUCAUUGGGCAGCUGGAGGACAUACUGCGGGAGCUCAAGGAGGUGGCCAAAGAGCUAAGGGAGGUGGUGAGCCAGAUCGAUAAGCUAACCUCGGACUUCGACUUCGAACUGGAGCCAGAUGACUGGACCACAGCCACCGUGAGCAGCACCUCCAGCAGCGACAAGGCGGGCGUGGGCGGCCCCUUUGACCUGGGCCACCUGGACUUUAUGACAGCUGACAUCCUCUCGGAUAGCUGGGAGUUCUGCUCCUUCCUGGACGUCUCCACCCCCUCAGACUCCGUGGACGGCCCCGAGUCGACCCGGCCGGGGGCUGGCCCUGACUACCGGCUCAUGAAUGGCGGCAUGCCCAUCCCCAACGGGCCCCGGGUGGAGACCCCGGACUCCUCCAGCGAGGAGGCCUUCAGCGCUGGCCCUGUGAAGGGCCAGCUGCCCCAGCGGACCCCGGGCACGCGGGAGAGGGUGCGGUUCAGCGACAAAGUGCUCUACCAUGCUCUGUGCUGUGACGACGAGGAGGGGGACGGCGAGGAGGAGGUGGGCCUGUCCCCGGAGCCUCCCCACACAGAGGCCCACGCGGGCCCCCUCAAGCCCUCCCCGGCUCCCUACAAGCCGAGGCGCUCUCCACUGACUGGCCGCCGCUCAGGCCCCACCUUGGCCCCCGAGCAGACCCGAAGGGUCACAAGAAACAGCAGCACCCAAACGGUGUCAGACAAGAGCACUCAGACGGUGCUGCCCUACAUGGCCACCAGACAGAAAGCCAAGGGGAAAAACUAGGGGCCGGGGAGGGAGCUGGGGGGCGGUGGGCACG